AUGAAUGCGCAAAGUCUAAUGGCACAUAAAGACGAAAUUCAAGACCACAUGAGGAGGAUGAAGUUAGCAGCAUGCGCGCUGUCGGAGACUAGACUUACUCCGGAAAUUGACGACAGUGAAAUACAUGUAAUGGGAUAUAGUGUUGUUAGAUGCGAUGGGGAAAAUAGAAAUACGGGUGGGGUGAUGAUGUACAUAAGAAAUGAUAUUAAAUAUAAGAUACUAGUAAAUAAAAAGAUAAUAGCAAACUGUUGGUGUAUAGCGGUGGAGAUAAAUGAUUCUAUGUAUAAGGGCGUAGUCAUAGUCAUAUACCACUCACCAAGCGCAGCAGAUGGUGACUUUAUAAGGUUUCUGGUGGAUACAGUGGACCACCUAGUUGCGAAAGGUCAAUGUAUGUUGUUAGGAGACUUUAACAUUGAUCUAUUGGCGGAUACGUUUUAUGCAAGAAAAUUAAUAAGUGAAAUGUCAAGCUUAGGGUUAAAACAAUAUGUCGAUAGACCGACGAGGGUCACAAGUAAUAGUCAAACUUUGAUUGAUCUUGUUUUCGCGAAUAUUAAGAUAAAAUGUAAAGUAUACGACAAGCCAAAGAUAACGGAUCACUCAUGGUUAAGUGUUGAAGUUAAUGUAAGUAAGAAUAAGGAUAAAUAUAAAGAAGUUAUUAGUAGGGAGUAUAGCAAAUUUCGGAUUAAUGAAUUGUUAGAAGCAAUACGGGUAGGUCUAGAUCAAAAUGAUUGCGUAAAGAUAAAUGAGAGAGCGGAGAAAUUUGUUGAUAUUAUGGUAGCGGCGUUAGAUGCUGUUGCUCCAAAGAAAAAGUUUGUAGUCCCUACGAUAUGGAAAGGGAAAAAAUGGUUCUCAGAUGAGAUCAGAUUAUCCACGGAUAGAAGGGAUAAAGCAUAUGUGAAAGCUAUAUAUACGCGUAAUGAACAAGAUUGGAUACAGUUUAAAAUUGAAAGAAAUGCGGUAGUCAAAUUAAUUAGGAAGAAAAAGAAGGAAUAUUAUGAAAGUAUGAUAGAUGAUAAUAAAAGUAAUCCUGUACGGAUGUGGAAAGCCUUAAAAGAAGUUCUGCGAGGAGAGUAUACGGGCUCGAGAGAGAGUGAUGAGAUUGAUUUCGAAUUAUUAGAGAAUAUAGGUGAUUGCAGUAUAGCGAAUAGAUUCAAUGAAUAUUAUAUUCAGAGUAUUAAUGUUAUAAUAAACUCCAUAGGAACAAGUGAUAGUAGGAGUAUGGAAUGUAAUGAUGCUAUAGUAAGUGAAAGCGUAAUGGAUAAUUUUGAUUUAAUAAAUGUACAAAAGUUAGAGCAAAUUAUUAUGGCCUUGCCAAAAAAGAAAGGAACAGAUGAGGGAAUAUCCAGCGAUAUUUUAAAAACAAGCUUUCAUGUAAUAAAGGAGGAGCUAGUGAGGGUGAUAAAUGAAUUGCUGAGUAAUGGUAUAUGUCCUGAGGGAUGGAAAGUAUCCACGAUAAUACCGAUUCCUAAGAUUGAGAAGCCAAAAAAAGCUAGUGAUUAUAGGCCAAUCAAUAUUUUACCAAUGUAUGAGAAG
Messenger RNA from Wasmannia auropunctata (little fire ant), 1533 nucleotides. RefSeq lists its product as uncharacterized. Lineage: Eukaryota; Metazoa; Arthropoda; Insecta; Hymenoptera; Formicidae. The transcript has a single exon. Gene Ontology annotation, molecular function: catalytic activity. The annotation marks the transcript as partial. The record is from RefSeq and is a predicted model, not a curated record.